AUGCUUUAUAGUGGCCUAGGGAUCAGUAAGAAAACACCUCAUUUAUCUGUCGACCGGACUAAGGAUAUUUCUGAGCUAUUGCUCAUUAUUUGGCAUAGCCUUGCUCCUCUUUUGACUGACCAGGAUGAACUGGCGCCCCAUUGCUUCACGACAUUUGUUGCUGCACUUGCCAUUGACAACUCAAAUCGUCUACGUUUAUCCUCAGUAACAUUACCAGUUAGUGAGAUGUGCAUCAUUGUCGAUCGCCCUUAUCUAGCUGUAAAAAAUUCGCCUCUUUGGAAAGCCUCUAAAUUAGGCUAUUCUAAUCCGCAACCCCAAUCCAAUAAUCAUCACGCACAAUAUCUCCGGCUUCUGGAAUCAUCUCAAACCAAUACGCCACCAGGGAACAGAUACCUUGAGGCUCAAAUGCCAGAUCAACUAUUUAUUGAGCAGAAAAAUCUUGAAAAUGUGGUUGCUGAUGCCCAGCGUCUAGUAGCUGGACUUGUGACCGAUGCGAACUACAUAAUCCGAUACGGACGCGAAUUGACUUUUCAUUUAAAUUCUUGUUCACCUCCAUCUAUUCUAGCGAAUUCGUCUUUAUCUUCACUAUCCUCUACAUCAUCAUUCUCUUAUCUGAAAAAUCAGCCUUUAUCGACCUUAUCUUCUCAAAUUAUGUACAUAGCUCGCCCCAACUGGGCCGACAAGCGACUUGCUAUCAGGAGUCCCUUGAAUCUUCUCAUUCCAUUCCCGCAUUGCAUCAAGGUUUUGCCUCAAAAACACUGCAGACAUGACUGGCUUCCUUGGCAACGUUUAGCCUUAGUUGGUGGUCUUUUUGGUUUUCUUGAAACUAUGGAAACUGUUUAUCGUUCACGGCCCGGGCUCCAACUUUUUACUAAACUCGCUGCGCUUUUACCACCGGUGGAAAUUCCUUUAUCUGUUCUUCAUGGUGAAGAACAUAGUUCUGAUGAGAAAGUAGAAAUUCUGUCCUCUUCGAGUAAAAGCAUUGCGGACUUCUUUGAACUUUCCUUCCUGGAAGCUAUUGAGUCACGUGGAAUGGUUCCUGAUGUGCCUAUAAUUAACAUGCUCAUUCUGCGGAGAUCAAGAGCUCGACUUCCUUCAUACGAUCUACUUAAUAAACUUACACUGCAUGGUUUUUCUCCAGAUUCGGUAACCUGGGGUUGUCUUGCCCAAGCCUGCUACACUACUUCUUCUGUCCGGCAAAUUCUCAAGACAUAUUCUGUUUGGGCUAAGAAGAUGAAAACACAGGGCCCUGAUUUAAGGUGUGAAGAUAUUUCUACAUCUUGUGUCCUUAGCUUUUUUGCGACUUUGCUAUCCUAUACUGGUUUCAAUUGGAAUGCUAAAGCAGUGAUACUGGAAACAAUGAUCUAUGGAAUAUUUUCAGAUGUUUGGAGACAGCGAAACAAUAAAGAUAUUCUAACGGAUAUGUUGAAAAGGACGGUUUCUAUUCAAUCAAAAGCUCAGAAUAAUAAUGUCGUUAGAAAAACUGGACUAAAAGGUCUUAAUCCAGAACCAAUAUUGCCAAAUAAUAGAAUUGUUGUUGCUUUGGAGUCUGAUAUCACUAGAUUUCGUGUAUUAUUAUCAAAAAAACUUGUUCCUAGAGGUUAG
Protopolystoma xenopodis is the source of this 1605-nucleotide messenger RNA. The record is from the annotation of a GenBank genome assembly. Lineage: Eukaryota; Metazoa; Platyhelminthes; Monogenea; Polystomatidea; Polystomatidae.